AUGUAUUGGAACCUUAUUAUUUUACUGUUAAUGAAUUUUAUUAUACAAUCUUUUGAACAUUUUUUUUUAAUAAUUCCAUACAAAAUAUACAUGAGAAAUAAUCAAAGAACUUAUAGAUUCUUUACAAAAAGACCUUUUAAUAAAAAAAAUGAUUUAUUUAAAAGUAUUUUGCGGGACUAUAAUUAUAUACCAAAAUCGAAUAUUCUUUUUAAAUUGGAUGGUUUGUUUAAUGAAACUAGAUUUAUUGAUACUCAAAAUAUUGGGUAUUAUGAAAGAAUUAACCAAAAAAAUUCAAUUGAAAAAUUAGACUAUAAUAAAAAUAGAUUUUUCAUAAAAUUGGGUCAGAUGAUGGAUAAAAUAAUGUUUGUGUGUAAUAGUGGUUUCUAUCCUACUUAUAAAUCAGCCACAAAAUGUGUUGAAGACUUAAUUAAAUAUUCUAGCUUUACAUCACAAAAAAAGUAUUUGGGAAAUGAUCGCGCUGGAAAAAAUAUUUGGUGUGUAGCAUGGUACAACUGUCAUUUUGAUUGUUUUUCAAAAAGAAAUUACGAAGACAUGAAGCAAAAACUUUUUAAAGAAUUAAAUAUGUAUAGGGCACUAUUAAGAGUUAAACCAGUUAAAUAUAAUGAAAUAAUUGAUAGCCAAGCACAGAGAGAAUCUGAAAUUCAUCUGAAACCAAGGGAAUUUUCAGAAAUAUAUUAUAAGAAUGUAAAUUAUAAAGAAAUUUCUGGCAUUAAUAGUCCACCACUUGGUAACAUACAAAUGAAUAGAUGGUAUAAUGAUUAUAAAAGAGUCAAAUUUAAUCACCGUUUACAGAAACCUAUAACAAGAUUUUUAGAAGAACUUUUUUCCUCAAAAACACAUGAAGUUGGUUUUGGAAUUGCUAAAAGUGGAAGUAAAUUAGUCAUUAUUUGUAGAUUUAGAUAA
Messenger RNA from Strongyloides ratti, 924 nucleotides. Its product is annotated as CAP domain-containing protein. The coding region runs from base 1 to 924 and encodes 307 amino acids. The transcript has 2 exons. NCBI's taxonomy places the organism in Eukaryota, Metazoa, Nematoda, Chromadorea, Rhabditida, Strongyloididae. The record is from RefSeq and is a predicted model, not a curated record.